This is a messenger RNA of Fonsecaea pedrosoi CBS 271.37, 819 nucleotides long. RefSeq lists its product as uncharacterized. Gene Ontology annotation, biological process: RNA splicing. The transcript has 2 exons. Gene Ontology annotation, cellular component: precatalytic spliceosome. The record is from RefSeq and is a predicted model, not a curated record. NCBI's taxonomy places the organism in Eukaryota, Fungi, Ascomycota, Eurotiomycetes, Chaetothyriales, Herpotrichiellaceae. The coding region runs from base 1 to 819 and encodes 272 amino acids.
AUGGAUGAACGUCCAGCGAAACGCACAAAACGCACAACGAGUGCCGCCAUGUGGGAUGAGAACGAGACACCAGACUCCCUGCCUAGUUCGAGCGGACGUGACCACAAGCCCAAGCCGCGCGACACCCAGGACGAGGAUCGCCGCGGGCCCAGACGAGACGACGAGCGCAGAAGGAGAUCGAGGUCGCGAGACACCCCCGACGGACGUAGGGAUCGGAGCAGAUCAAGAGAGAGACCAGCGCACCGUGAGCGAGAUCGGGACCGGGACAGGAAUAGAGACAAGGAGCGCGAGCGUGAUAGAGAUCGAAAUCGAGACAGAGGAGGUGGCGGUGGACGAGACAGAGAUGUCAAUGGCCACGGUCGGCGAGAGAGGAGCCGUGACAGACAGCGAGAUUCAAAAGAUUACCGAGCUGAACGCUCACACCGACGCUCAAGGUCACGCUCACCGGCCCGGAACGGCGGUCGUGAUGCUGUGCGCACACGCUCCCCUCUUCGGCGAAGCGACCAUGAUCGAACUAGACCUCGGGACAGGAACAAGACCGAGGAUGACGACGUGAAGCCACCAAAGGCUAGAGGGGAAGAGCAUGUGUCCGCCCAUGGGGACAAACCAGUAGCCAACGGCGAUACCAUGGCCAUUGAUGAAGACGACGAAGACGCCCUGCUGAGGAAGAUGAUGGGGUUUACCAUGUUCAAGACGACACACAACACCAAGGUGCCUGGGAACCAGAUCUACGGCGUAAGGAAGGAAAAGAAGACUACCUACAGACAGUACAUGAAUCGUGUCGGUGGAUUCAACAGACCUCUGAGCCCGUCGAGGUGA